GUGUGUGUGUGUGUGUGUGUGUGUGUGUGUGUGUGUGUGUGUGUGUGUGUGUGCAUGCGUGUGUGUGUGCGUGCAAGCAUCGGCACGCUGAACUUUAUUGUUGAACCUGUACAGUUAGAAACGCCAUGGCAACCACACCCAGAGAGAGAGAGAGAGAGAGAGAGAGAGAGAGAGAGAGAGAGAGAGAGAGAGAGAGAGAGAGAGAGAGAGAGAGAGAGAGAGAGAGAGAGAGAGAGAGAGAGAGAGAGAGAGAGAGAGAGAGAGAGAGAGAGACCCUGGUGACGUCUGUACCUGUCUGGUAUAAGGUUAAACUUGCCGGUAUACAGAGCAGCGCUAACAUGGGCUAUUAGCACGUAGCAUGUAGCCGCGACUGAGUCUUGGACGUUGGGGUGUGUUUGUUUCUCAGCAGUUUGGAGUUACUCAUUCACCGCAGGAGGAACGCCACACCUUACCCUGAAUCACAGGAGACACCAGGAGAGAGCCAGGAGACCGGAGCCACCAGGGGACCCAGGAGAGAGCCAGGAGACCGGAGCCACCAGGGGACCCAGGAGAGAGCCAGGAGACCGGAGCCACCAGGGGACCCAGGAGAGAGCCAGGAGACCGGAGCCACCAGGGGACCCAGGAGAGAGCCAGGAGAGACCGGAGCCACCAGGGGACCCAGGAGAGAGCCAGGAGACCGGAGCCACCAGGGGACCCAGGAGAGAGCCAGGAGACCGGAGCCACCAGGGGACCCAGGAGAGAGCCAGGGGACCCAGGAGAAGUCCCGUCCUGACCCACUAGAGACCACAUCCUCUACAUGGCGGAGUCACCCGUGGAGGAACCUGUUCCAAGGUUGGGGUCACAGGACCCUGGAGAAGACCAGACCACCUCUGAUCAACCAGCUAGUACUACUGAUAGUACUAUUGAUGGUACUAUUGCAAUUACUACUGCUAAUACUACUGCAAGUACUACCACCAGUUCUACUGCAAGUACUGCUGAUAGUACUACUACUACUGAUAGUACUACUGCUGCUGCUCCUGCUGACCCCAGCUCUCCUCCAGCCCCGCCCACCAGCCUGGCCCUGUCGGGGCCCCGCCCCCAGAGGAGGAGGGUCCUGCUGGCCCCCGCCCUCAGCCUGUCUCUAGGAGGCGGUGACUCCCUGGCCUCGGAGGACCUCCCGUUGGGCCUCCUGUCUCCCGACCCGGAGGACGCGGAGCUGGACCGGGUCCUGGACGGCAUGGCCACGCCCUCCGACACCGAGUCCAUGGCCUUCCCCUCCUACGACGCCGACAUGCUGGAUGAGAUGCGGCGUCUGGGUGUGGCCUCCAGCCAUCGUAGGGUGGGUGGCCCCGCCCCUGGAGCGGAGGCGGGGCUGGGCUGCCUGGAGGACGAGGUGGACGACCAGGGCACCAGGUGGCGCCGCUUCAGCCCCGGGGACGAGCCCCAGGAGAGCAGGGUCAACAUGAGCCUCAUCCAGCCCUUCCUCAAGGUGCUGUCCCAUGGAGGUUACUACGGAGACGGUAUGAAUGACAUCAUCGUGUUUUCCUCCUGUUACCUGCCAGAGAACAGUCUGGAAAACUACCAGUCAGUCAUGGACCACCUGUUCAGGUACGUGGUGGGUACGUUAGACCUGAUGGUGUCCCAGGACUACGCUGUGGUCUACCUUUGUGCUGGAGGCCAGAAGGAGAAGCUGCCAGGGAUUGGCUGGCUGAGAGACUGCUACACCACCAUCCAACGCAGACUGAGGAAGAACCUCAAGGCUCUUUAUGUUCUUCACCCCACCUGGUACAUCAAGGCCCUCAUCACCUUCAUCAAGCCCUUCAUCAGUUCUAAGUUCAGCAGGAAGCUUCAGUUUGUGAGCAGCCUGAGUGAACUCUCCCUCCUGGUUCCUACUGAGCAUGUGCAGAUCCCCGACUGUGUCAAACAAUGGGAUCAGAGCGGUCCAGGAUGACGUCACCCCCCGGUGCCUAAGACGUUCUCUGAUCACAUGACCCAUGCUUGAUGUUGUCAUCAGCAAUAAAGGCGUUGACCUCAAA
Molecule: messenger RNA, 2015 nt
Organism: Gadus macrocephalus (Pacific cod)
Lineage: Eukaryota; Metazoa; Chordata; Actinopteri; Gadiformes; Gadidae
Product: bcl-2/adenovirus E1B 19 kDa-interacting protein 2-like protein
Exons: 11
Coding region: 797-1930 (377 amino acids)
Biological process (GO): apoptotic process
Cellular component (GO): cytoplasm
Source: RefSeq, a predicted model, not a curated record